AUGACCAUGCAGCUCAACUACUUGAGUGUUGAUGAGCAAGGGCUUCUCCAGCCUCACGUCUUCAAUUCCAAGACUGGAAUACACUCCAGCAUGGUCGAUGCCACCGAGUAUGCUGUGACUGAAUACGAGGACUACGCUGACUUGGCCCUCGGCAACCCCUUCGACAACAUGGCCAGUGAUGAAUAUUUCGCGCGCAGCCUUUUCCAUCCCUCUGGUCCUGUGAUGUCUGAUAAUACCGACAUCUUUGACGAACGUGAGAUCGUCUUCCACGCAAUGGAUCUGGACAUGAACCCCCUCGACAUCGUCAAUCCUCUCAAGUCUUUCCCUCCUCCCACCCCCUCCGGCUCCUCUGACAUCUUCGCCCCCUUUGAGGAGUGGAUCAAGACCCUGGUUCCGGACGGCUUGAACGUGGUGGGUGAUAUGCCCUGCGUUCCAUUUGAACAAGCCGAGGAAGAUCGGAUGAUGACCAUGGCCCGCCAGUUGUCCCUGGGUACUCGCAGCCACUCGGGGGCCUCCUCUCCCUCUCAGUCUACAUCCUCUAUCUCCGGGAUCAAUGCUGGCGGCCAUAAGCAAAAGCUGCUCUGGGGAAAGGACGGUCUGCUGGGGCUGAAGGAGGAUAUCUCCCCGAGCAAUGUCCGUCCCAAGUCGGGCCUGAUCCGGGGAAUGACCAAGAAGCUGAAGCACCAGCUUGCCGAUUUUGUCGACGAAUCCAACAAAGGGUUCAAGCGCAAGUCGUCGUUCUCGGCCGCCUCUUCGUAUGCGCCUGGAAGCUCAGCCGCCGCUCUCGCCACCUCCCUGGACUCCAUGGUUCAGGCCAAGCUCUACUCGGAGCUUGAAGUCAUGAUUUGCAACACUGCAAAUGGCUUCAUCCUCCAGCAGUACUAUGAGGGACGCAUCUCCCAGCAGUCCAUCGACAAGGUCAAUGCGGCCUGGAACGCCAAGAACAACCACCAUGUGAUUGAGUUCCGCUACGACCAAGCGACCCAGCGCGAGCUCAUAUCCUCCAACCGUCGCAACCUCGAGUUUACCGGCGACUCCUCCCGGUUCCCGAUUUGCCUGCAGACCAAUCUGCACAAUUGGAAGAAGAUCGCUCACGAGAUGGGCAUCCGCACUUUCUGCUUGCCGGAUUGCGCGAUCCGCAAGCACCUCUACGAUAUUCGCCAGAUCAUCGACAUGAUGAACCCUUCUCUGGAGACUCUUCGCGCCCUCCAAGACCUCAGCUCUUGGGCCCAUGACCAGAUGCUGGACAAGGAGACCGCCGCCCGUCGCCAGAGCGAGACUCGCCUGAAGCGAGGCUUCUAA
Penicillium brasilianum is the source of this 1302-nucleotide messenger RNA. The record is from the annotation of a GenBank genome assembly. NCBI's taxonomy places the organism in Eukaryota, Fungi, Ascomycota, Eurotiomycetes, Eurotiales, Aspergillaceae.